GGGACGAUCCAGAGUUGGUCCGGCGCAGCCAGACAGGGCCGGAGUGGGACCCUUUAAGAUAUCACGUGAUAGAUGCACCAAUCGCUCUUGGCAUGCCCAUCUCAUAUUACCUCCGGGGGGAUAUCACCAAUCCUCCGAGCUCAGCAUCUACCACCCCUACAACAAUGACAAUAUACUCCUUCUAUAUCUUUGACCGCCACUGUACGUUCCAGCCUUCUCCUCCCAGUCCAAUCAUGCUAACACCCCCCCAGGCGAGUGCAUAUACAUCAAACAAUGGCACCAACGAGACCGCACCUUCCGUCCAACCUCUUCCGCUACCUCGACAGUCGAUUCGCCGGUCACCCUCUCCAGCGAUAGGCAUUCCGCCGCGGGCUCUAAGCUCCAAAACGAAGUUCACCCCUCUGGUCGCGGCGGGAGAUUGAGUGUUCAGGAUGAUGCUAAGCUGGUAUUUGGCGUGGUCUUCUCCCUGAGGAAUAUGGUGCGGAAGCUUUCGGGGCCGUGAGUUUACGCUUCUUCAUACCGUUGGGGGGGAAGAGGAGGUACUGACGAGGGAGGCGGGGGACAUGGAUAGGGAUGAUUCGUUCAUUUCGUAUAGGACGGGAUCAUAUAAAUUACAUUAUUACGAGACCGCGACGAACUUGAAGUUUGUGCUGUUGACGGAUGUCAAGACUAGUAAUUUGAAGGUUGUUUUGCAUCAGAUUUACGUUAACUUAUAUGUGGAGUUUGGUGGGUUCUGCUACAACUAUUCUGCCAGUAUGGUGUGCUUAUUGUUUAUAGUUACGAAAAAUCCACUGUCUCGUGAGUUUCUGUUGGAUGAUUCUAUUUUUGUUCGGCUACUCGUGACACUAAUCCUUCGUCACCAGCGAUCGAGCACCCCGGAGGUGAAGGUGUCGCGGUAGAGCUAUUUGAAAUGGGACUUGAUAGUUUUAUUGUGAGUUAUUGCACACUUCGUCGCGUAAGAUCCUGGCUAACUCGGCUUGGAAUAGAGAACAAUACAGGAUUGACCUAGUUAGACUGGGAGUCAUUCCGCGAUAGGAUACACACGUUGAAUGGGGGGCUCCGGGAGUCAAUGAAAUACUUAAUAAGUGUCGUACGUGCGCAUAUAACCUACAAGUACCAUGUCCCAUUCCAAAUGAAGCUCGUUAGGUCCAGUGGGCGGGGGAUAUCAUGCAUGGUUGUUUCUAGUUGAAGCAUUGGAGUCUCCCAGAGGGUUUUUUUUAUAUGCGGAAUAGAUUUCAGCUAUGGUGUCU
Tuber aestivum (summer truffle) is the source of this 1250-nucleotide messenger RNA. NCBI's taxonomy places the organism in Eukaryota, Fungi, Ascomycota, Pezizomycetes, Pezizales, Tuberaceae. The record is from the annotation of a GenBank genome assembly.